This is a messenger RNA of Verruconis gallopava, 1211 nucleotides long. RefSeq lists its product as uncharacterized. Gene Ontology annotation, biological process: SRP-dependent cotranslational protein targeting to membrane; SRP-dependent cotranslational protein targeting to membrane, signal sequence recognition. The coding region runs from base 91 to 834 and encodes 247 amino acids. The record is from RefSeq and is a predicted model, not a curated record. The transcript has 2 exons. Gene Ontology annotation, cellular component: signal recognition particle, endoplasmic reticulum targeting. NCBI's taxonomy places the organism in Eukaryota, Fungi, Ascomycota, Dothideomycetes, Venturiales, Sympoventuriaceae. Gene Ontology annotation, molecular function: 7S RNA binding.
AGAUGAUCCCAAGUCCUGCGCACGGCGGUUGCUAGCAUCGUCGAAAAUUCACAGCCUGCUCCCACCCCCAGCCGGCAACACAACGCUGCCAUGUCGCACGCCCGCGUGGAAGAGAUUUCCGACUCGGACUCGGAUCCGGAUAUCGACGACAUCUCCACCGUCGUACCCGCCCCUGCCCCCUCACAGCGCCAUCCCUCCAUCCUAAACCCCUCCGUCGUGCCCACGACGGAGGCAUCUGCGCCGCGGACGCCCAACUUCGAUGCUGCGACUGCCAAGCGCUGGGUGUGCCUGUACCCUGUCUACUUCGAUGCGAACAAGACGCGCCAGGAGGGACGACGGGUGGGCAGCCAGCUGGCUGUCAAGAACCCCCUUGCCAGAACGAUCGCAGACGCAGUUGCCCAGGCAGGUCUGAGGGUCUACUUCGAUGCCGGCAAGACGCAUCCGAAAGACUGGUCGAACCCGGGGCGGGUGAAAGCAGAGCUGCGGGAUCAGGAUGGGAACCUCAAGCGGCCCAACAUCAAGAACAAACACCACCUUUAUAUCCUUGUUGCAAAGUACCUGCAGGCACACCCGACCACGCCAGAAACGCCGUUCAAGCUGCCGAUUCGAGGAAUGCCUCUGCCGGAAGAGCCGCCUCCGCCGCCGAGCGCGCCGCGGGGCUGGAAGCUGAACACGAUCCUGCCUCUACAUAGCCCCGCGGUCACGGGCGGAGGCGUCAGCGAGAAUCUGCUCAAGGACAUGAUGGCUGAGAUGCAGGGCGGUUCUCCCGGAGGCUCGGGCUCGCUGACGCCCAGCGGGGGGAGCAAGAAGAAGGACAAGAAGAAGGGCAAAUGACGAGGUCGCGAUUCAACUGUUAUACGACGUGAGACAAGAUACGGAAGUCGUGGCGAAACCGUGGCGAUGUCGUCAACCAGAGGGUUGCACCUCGCAAUACUAAAAGGGCGAAAAAAAAAAUUUCCACAGGCUGGCACGCCGAAAGGACCGAGUCACAAGUCCGUUGGAGAUUAGAGCCGAUAUACCAGCUUCCGCAUAGACGGCCGUGCAAUGCCGACAGCCUCCGCAAGGCUUUCCCCCCUCCGCGUCGGGCAACGCAGAAAGGCGGGCAUUAGAGCAAGGUAGAUGCGUCGUCAGGCGGUAUCAAAACCAUGUUCUGAACCGAUUUCUGCCCCAUCUCGAGACAGACCUGAGCAUUUCUUCGUGCUUUUGCCGCU